CUCUGUGGCACUCUCACUGCGGGCAGAACCUGCUGAUCGACGAGGUCUCUGCCAGCAGGACUCUGAGUAUUUUUGCUUUUCCCCACAGGCGUUGUCUGCUGCAGACUUGAGCAGCGCUGCUCAAGCCAUGGAGGGAGUGUGUGCUGCAGUUUGCACAGCUUUUUCCGUGGCUUAUUCUGGGUACUUUCUCACCCACCUGGCACGUCACAUCAGCCAUGCCUGGAGAGAAUCCGGUCUUUGGGUGAGUGGGAAAGGAGCCUCUGGCCUUGGGAGCAUUUGACAAUUGUGGAGCAAGCUGUGAGCUGGGCCUGUUGCAGUCCAGUGCCAGCCUGGUUGCAUGAAUGAAAGUACAGUCCAGACUCUUUGCAGCAAGAGCAGCAGCAGCAGGAGGAGCCUGGGCUGUUUUCUGCAGUUCCUUUUCAGAGCUUUUAAGCAGCUGGAAGUGGGGUUGCCUGGUGCUUUAAGCCAUGAGAGAAUUUCACCUGCACAAGAGAGUGCAGUCCCAUCUAAUUGUCCCAUUUUACUUGAGUUGGAGCAACUUAGAAUCCCAUUUCCCUACAGAUGAUUUCUCCUUAGUGCAUCUGGGUCUAGAGCUGAAUAUAAAGAAGGUCAUGUGUCCCUCAUGCUGCUGUCUGUCUGCAGAGCCCAACACCAACCUCGGAGGCUCCUCUGGCUAUGUGUCUUCCUGCAGAAGAGGCCAAAGGGGAGGAAGAUGCUCCCCAAACUGCACCUGCUGCCACUGCAGGGCCUGAGCAUCCAGCAUCAGUAAGUGGCAGCUCUGGGUAGUGCUGUGGCUAGAGCAAAGCAUAGCUGCAAGUUUCUGAUCAGACAGCACCUCCCGUGCCUGGCUGAAGAUGCUGAGGGCUGGAAUCAUUCCAGCCCUUCCCCCAGUCAGUUAGGCUUGGAAAAGGGGAGUGGAACUUGGAUUGUUCAGACAUCUGAACAGUAGGCAGUAGGCACCUUCCUACUGUUCUGAAAGGGGCUGUGAAUUUGUCUUAGCAAGAGACAAGAGGUAGCAUUAAGAUGUCUUUGGAUGCUCCUGGGGUACAAGUGAGGCCCGUGGUGGCCAGUGGCUGUGCAGGCUCCCUGUCCCCUGUGAGGAGAGCAGUGCAAAUAUGCAGUUCAAAAGCUUGCAGGAUAUGAGGUGGCACUGUCCCCAGGAGGGACCUGGCCCUCCCCACAGAGCAGCUGUCAGUAGCUAAAGGAAGAGCUGAGCUGCAGCAGGGCCUGUAGCUGAAUAUAGGUAAGGUUGUGAAUGACAGGUUCUUUCCUGUCCCUCGUGCUGCUGACUGUCCACAGAGCACAAGGGCAGCGUCAGCACCUGCUCUGGCUGCCUCUGUACCCGAGGAAGAGGCUGAAGAGGAGGAAGGUGCCAAUGAACCUGGCCCUGCUGUCAGCCCAGGGCUGGAGCAAACAACACCAGUAAGUGCCCCCUUUGAGUAGCAGUGUCUUUGGUGUCAUUUUGUCCGUCAUGUAAAAGCAGCCUUGGGAUUUUGUGCCUUGAGCUGUUGAAGCAAGCUGCACAAGCUGGGAGGUGAAGAGUCCUGGGUGUGGCCAGCAGCAUCUUCCUAGGGGUGUGCAUUUGAAAUGAGAUGGGAGGGGCAUCUCUGCCAGGCACAUUUGUGACCCAAAUUCAUUUCUUGUCCCAGAGCUCCACCUCCUCUGUCCUGGCAGCUGCAGGAGCUGCAGCUGAAGGCUGGGAAGAAGGCUCCAGUGCCCAGGCUGGAAGCUCAAGCACGAGCAGCUCGUGCACCUGGAGCACGACUAGCUCCUCUGGCAGCAGAGAGCAGCAGCGAGAGAGCACAGAGGACAAGUGCCUGGCCGUGCUGAAGAUGCUGGUGAGCAAGGGAGAUCCUGAGGCGAAAUACACAGAAGUGGAAACUCUUGGCAAAGGGGGUUUCGGCACUGUGUGCAUGGCAGUGGAGUCUGCCACAGGAGAAGAGGUGGCCAUCAAGAAAAUUAGUCUCCUGCAAGAGAGCAGCAGUGAGCUGUGCCUGAAUGAAAUCCAGGUCAUGCGUGGCAGUAAGAAUGCCAACCUUGUGAACUAUGUAGACAGCUACCUGGUGGACGAGGAACUCUGGCUUGUGAUGGAAUACAUGGACGGAGGUUCUUUACAUGAUGUCAUCAGGGAGACUCACAUGGCAGAAGGAGAGAUAGCAGCUGUCUCUCGGGAGUGCCUGCAAGGCCUGGAUUUCCUGCACUCCAAUCAAGUGAUCCACUGCGAUAUCAAAAGUCACAACAUUCUCCUGGGCUUGGAUGGAUCUGUCAAGUUGGCUGAUUUUGGCCUUGCUGCUCAGCUCACUGCUGAGCAGAGCAAACGGAGAUCAGCUGUUGGGACUACUUACUGGAUGGCGCCAGAAAUUUUCACCAGGAAGCCCUGUGGCCCCAAAGUGGACAUCUGGUCCUUUGGAAUUGUGGGGAUCGAGAUGGUGGAAGGAGCGCCUCCGUACCUGAUGAAAACCUCCCGCACGGUACGCUGCAGCUGCUCUCAGAUACUGCUGUCACGCUGACAAAAUCUGCUCCCAUCCUUCUGCCUGGGAAGCUUGCCAACACCUGAAAAUGAUAGGUUCCAGGCUGCACAGUCUCUUGUGCUUCUUGGCCAGAUCAUCCCCUUGCCAUUUUUGUGCAUGAACAACACCAAAAAAUCGUGAUGCCUUUUGCUUGGCAGAAGCUUCACCUAAGGGAGCAGGGAGCAGUGCUGAGCUGCAUUUUGUGGAAUAAUCCUUGGAAAUAGUAGAAUGAGAUGGAAGUCCUUCUUUUAAAAUGCCUGAAGAGGUGGUGUCAGUGCUCAGAGAAGCAAAGUGUGCUGUUGCUGAUGGAGCUGCUGCUAAUUCCAGCAGCCAGUGAAAUCAGGGGUCAAGGCAAGAGCCUUUGCAUACUGGACUGGCUAUGGCUGCCUCUGGCUUUGGGUUGUUUUAGUAGGGCUAGGGAGUAAAGUGCCACUGGAGAGUGGAGCUUGUCCAGUGGGGUCUGUGUGAGCAGUUUGGGGUGCGAAGGAGACAGGUAGAGUGUGGCAUUUCCUUCUUCUCUAGGUUCAACAGCUGAUAAGCACCGGGGCCCCCCCGAAGCUGCAGAAGCCCAGGCAGCAGUCGGCGUGGCUGCGAGACUUCCUGCACUGCUGCCUGGAGAGGGACGAGGACAGGCGCUGGUCUGCCCAGGAACUUCUGCAGGUAAAAGGCAAAGCGGCUGCACGUCCUGGAUGUGGAGACAGCAUUGCACAGAAUGCCCUCCUUUCUGUAUCUUUCUGGUAGCCAGAGAAAGCCUGUUUCAGCCUGUGGGGAAAGUAGAAGUUCAUUGCUUCUUUUUCUCUUUGGGCAGCAUCUGUUUGUUACAUCAGCCAAGCCGACCUCCACCCUGGUGCCUCUGAUCAUGGCCACACAGCAGUUUAUGUCUGGCAGGAGAUACUAGCCCUGGAAGAGGCCUUUGUUGUUGUUUGUAGUUUCUAGUUUGUAGCUUAUAGCUUGUAGUUUGUAGUUUGUUUAGAGUGAAUAAAUACUAUAAUAAAUAAAAUCUUCUCUGUGUUGGAACUUCUCUUUGUUCUCACCUUGUGAAUAGGCUCUAAAUUUCUUCUGAAUGGUCAGGUGUUUCUCCAAUGUGGCAAGACCCAUGGAUGGGGUUUGUGACAUGGUUUGUUUGUGAGCAAAGGUCAUCUUCCUUCAUCGCCUCCAGGCCACAACCUCUUGUGGAGAUACAGGCUUGCAGCUGUGACUUGAGGAGCAGAGCAGGACAGAAUGGAGCCGAGCAGUGGUGUCACUGCUGGGGAUGCUGCUGUGCCUGUGGUUGUGUUGCAGCUCUUGGGAAAGGUUGGGAGUGUCUGUGUUGCUGUGGGCAGAGGGGGAGGGAGCCAGGCUUCUCCACAGUAUCAGGCACAGGUGAGUGUCCAGUGGGAAGGCAAGUUCUGCCACGGGAACUGAAGCCAACAUGAGGGAGUGAAAACUUGUUCAGUUUGGAUCUGUGUGAGCCACUGUGGACACUGCUAGGGGACUUCCUGGGGCUAUGCCCUGGAACAAUGUUCCCUAGAACUUUAACCUCUCCCAUGGAGUCCUGUUUUUCAUUUCAAUAUACAGUGAUUAUUGAAAAUUAUUGAAAAUCAUUUACUGUGUGAUGUUCGGUGGUAUCAGACAGUAUAUUUGAUGACAUUUAAAUUCAAAUUUAGUUGCACAAUAUUUAACAAACUUCCUUUCCCAGUUUUCCUGUUGUACCCCUCACUUCCCUGAACCCACUAUCCCUGAGAAGGAGAGGAUGGGAGAUGGAACCUGCUCAAGAGCACAGGUGAGCCACCAGUCAUCUGCCAUCUCCCCUCCUUUUCUGUCCUCUUGCCAGGACAGCACUGGCCAUGCCAACCUGGAGUCUACCCUAACCCACUUUCUGACAGCCCUCAGCCCUACUCUUGCCUUCCUACUGUAUUAGCCAUUCCCCAUUUUUGUUGGAAUUCAUGUUUUAGAGAUCAAACUUACAAUGAGAUUUCACAAUAAAACAGCCAGAGGACCGACUCUGUUGCCCCCACAGGAGACCUGUUCCUGGCCCUGCCAGAAGCUCCCCCACAGGCCAGUCUGCCGGGGUCGGCUGCCAGUGGUCUCUGCCCCAGCACGGGAAAAGGUGGUUCUGGGCAGGCCGCACUCUCGAAGAAGGAGUCUGGACUCUUGCUUUUCGGUCUUCAGUUGAGUUUAUUGUUCCUUAUCUACAAAGUUUUUCUGUCUGUCCAGCCGAGGUCUGAUCAGCAAGACAGCCAAGGGCACUCUCUCCCGCCCAUGGGGCGGUUGUCUCUUUUCUAGUAAAAACUACGUAGAAGAUAUUUACCUUUAAUUUCCAAUACUUUUCGCCCUUGUUGGCAAGUGCACUUUCCCUAUGAACCAAUCCACACAUGCCAACAUCAUCCUGAACAUGGAUGCCAAGGAGAAGAAAGAAGAAGGACAGGACAUGCCCAAAUUCCUCCAUCUUAGUACCCCUGACCCCCAUGUACAGAAUUUCAAAACCCCCCUGUAUAACAUAUAAAACCCCCCUGUACAGUGCAUUAUAAUUCAAGUUUUAUCAAGUGAGUAUCUUCCCCUCACCAUUCAGGCCUGAAUUUCUCUCAUUUUCUCACAUUCAGGUGUCUUCGGCUUCCUGCCAGGGUCUCCGAGCCCCUGCCAGGGCUCUGAGACAUCCAGGGCAUCCAGAGAGAUGCUCUGGGUUCCGACACUAGUCCUCCAUCAAAGCUUUUCUUUUGAUUUGUGUGUUUGGUGAAGGGCACAGGGGAAGGUGCCACCACAAGUCCUUUUGAUUUUCUGUUCUCUUGUUUUGUGGGUGAGUGAGGGGGAAUGGAGUGGCAGGGAGCAACCUGGGUCUCAGGGCUUUAGAAGCAAGGGGGAAGGGAAAUCAAAUUCUCUUAUUGUUUAGCUGUGCUCUGCAAUAUGAACCCACCUGUUAAUUUAAAUUGUCAAGUUUAGUUAAAAUCUAUUAAGUGUUGUGUUGUUUUUAGUUAAGACAAAAUUAUUAUUUUAACUAUGAUUGUUAUACAUUUAAUUAUAAAUCAAACAAAAAAGGGGGAGUCGUGGGAGCUUGUGCUGGAGGGCAGGGGCCAGGAACUGACCAUACAGCCACACAUCAGACAAACAACGACCAACACCAAGCCUCAGGAGAAGAGAAGCCACAAGGGAUGACACCCAGACAACUUAUGGGGAGCUUCUCAUGAAGAGCAGAGGACUCUGGAUUGGGAGUGGCCAUGCAGAUCAAGAGCCUGCCUGGACCCAUCAGGGCAGAGGGAAAACAGGCAAAUCUUCUUGGAAAGGACUUCAGAAUUCCAUCAUGGAAAUGAAGCACUGUUGACAGAGCACUAGACUCUGAAAGGAUUUGAAAGGGGAGAGGAAGCUCAGCUUGCACAUGAGCCACAAGAAGCUUUCUCCCCACCAGAAUUUUGGCAUCACAAUAGCAGUGCUCCAUGCUGGCCAUCUCUCCCCAGGAUAUCCCCCACGUGCACGCCCCUCCUGCUGGCAAUGGGCUCACUUUGGCUGUCUUGUGGAGCAGAGAAGGGAACAGGCACCCAGAGAGGGAGCAUUUCACUGUGUUUCAGAAAAUGACAGCAGAGCAGCCUUCCUCAGCAAAGUCAUCUGAAAUGACUUAAGAGUCCUAAUAGUCUGGAACGCCUCAAGGUGCUCUCAUACCAGGACCUCACUGCUGCCUCACCUGAGGGUUUACAGCUGCCUCCAGGCCCUUCCAGGCUAAGUGCAGGUGCUCAGGAGUCUGACUUUUUCCUGACAUCUCCCAAGAAAGUCUUUGCCUCAUCUGGAUUUCUUGGGGUUUCAUCAGAGGAACCAGGCACCAGCAAAUUUCAUCUCAAGCGUGAGCUCAUCAUUCCGCUGGUUCCCAUAGACCGCAGAUGCCGCCCUGAGCUCACCGUUUCUCUGCGUCCCAUAGACCAUCACAGCCCUUCCAUGGCCUCUCCAGAGGGAAGCAGCUGCACAUCUUCAGAGCAGUAUUUGCCAGCCUGCAGUUCAUCAGGUAGGGAAAGAGUUUCUACCCUUGCUUUCCAAGCAGGUCCUGGUUAGUGACCCUUUAAAGAGUUUUCCUGCAGUGCUCUAUCAUGGGUAGAUCUCAAGCGAGAAUCGGGUAGAAAGUGUCAAGUCGCCUAGGAAGAGGGAUCUUGAAAACAGAAGGAUUUUCUGCCAGCUUUUCCUGUCCUUGCUGCAGAUUUGGAGGGUGUUCUGGGCAUUUUCCAGACAGCCCUUCUGUAGGGGUACAAGGGCAAGGCAAAAGAUAUUGCCUAACAAGUCAUCAGUGUUAGGUGCACUCCCCUCUUUCUUUGAAUGAAGCCAGACCAGGAUGGUGAGAGGAUAUUGCAGAGCUUUAAGACUGUCUGCCCUGAAAAUCAAGCCAAACCACUGAAAUGAGCUCUGCCUGCCCCAGAAGAGUUGGAGCUGCAGAAUACAGCCUCACCCACAAGGCUGGUUUUAGAAAAAACUCACAGUUUAAUUUCAGCAUGUGUGUCUGAAGAUCUGGGCUCUUCCUGGGUGAAUCCACUUUCUGUGGUCUUUUGUGAUGAGAAACCAAA
Passer domesticus (house sparrow) is the source of this 7030-nucleotide messenger RNA. Its product is annotated as serine/threonine-protein kinase PAK 3-like. The record is from RefSeq and is a predicted model, not a curated record. Gene Ontology annotation, cellular component: cytoplasm. The transcript is spliced from 10 exons. Gene Ontology annotation, biological process: regulation of MAPK cascade; intracellular signal transduction; protein phosphorylation. Gene Ontology annotation, molecular function: ATP binding; protein serine/threonine kinase activity. Bases 1593 to 2510 code for a protein of 305 amino acids. Lineage: Eukaryota; Metazoa; Chordata; Aves; Passeriformes; Passeridae.